AUGGCAGCAGUGGUGUUGCCCCGGACACUGGGUGAGCUGCAGCUCUUUCGCAUCCUGCAGAGAGCCAAUCUCCUGUGCUACUAUGACGCUUUCAUCCAGCAGGGCGGCGAUGACGUGCAGCAGCUGUGCGAGGCUGCAGAGGAAGAGUUUCUGGAGAUCAUGGCGCUCGUCGGCAUGGCGACCAAACCUCUUCACGUACGACGGCUGCAGAAAGCCCUUCGUGACUGGGUCACAAAUCCUGCCCUCUUCAGCCAGCCCCUCAAUUCCCUUCCUGUGUGCAGUAUCCCUGUCUACAGGCUGCCUGAAGGCUCUUCAGCCAGCCUCAGCCAGCUAAAUCUCAAACUACCCAAAGCAGCUGCUGCUUCAUGUCUGGACCCAGGAAAGCUGGAUCCGGGCAGAGAUGGGACCCCAGCCAGCUCUCCUCUGCAGGGCGGCAGCGAGGGCCGGUUCUGGGCCAGUUUCGGCAACGACAGCGACCAAAGCAUGUCGCCAUCUGGAGCAAGCUCACCGCGCUCACCCCGCGACGGGGUCGAGGCGCUCGACGCAGCUGCCGUGCAGUCUGUAACGGAGUGCGUGGAGAGAUUGGCCCAAACUCUGACCAAAAGCGACCUUGCCGAUGUCAAAGAACAACUCCGCAGCAACAAGAAGUUGGGCAAGAUGAUCGGCCACAUCUGUGACAUGAGCGAAGAUGAUCCAAGACGGGAGGAAGAGAUCCGCAAAUAUAGUGCUAUCUACGGACGCUUCGACUCCAAGAGAAGGGAUGGCAAGCAUCUAACACUGCAUGAAUUGACAGUGAAUGAGGCUGCAGCUCAACUGUGUAUGAAGGACUUGGCGCUUCUGACCCGCAGAGAUGAGCUGUUUAAUCUGGCACGUCAGGUCUCCAGAGAGGUCACCUACAAAUAUACCUACAGGACAAGCAAGUUCCGAUGUGGGGAUAGAGAUGAGCCAUCUCCUAAGAGAAUCAAAACAGAGGAGACUUUCUUUGACAUUCAGGAAGCUCUGCAGACCAUCCACAUGCGUCAGGAGAUGCUCAGGGAGCAACUAGCAUGUGCUAAGUCCAAAGGAGAAGAGAUGAUUGGACAGAGUCUUCAGGUGCAGUUGGAUCGUCUGUUAGCUAAACAGAUGGAGAUCCUUCGUGACGCUGCUCUACAAGAGAGGCUACAGGCUCUAGACUGGAGAAUCCCUCCUGCUGCUGUCAAAUUCCUCACAGACCGUCACGGCAGGAAUGGCUUUUCCCAGGACAAGAGCCGAGACGUCUCAGCCGAUAGGCCUUUGAACUUGCAGGUGUCCAGUCAGAGUGCCACCAAUGGGGAUAUUCCACUGGGGAAGCAGCUAGCCAAUGAGCUGAAACGACAUCACAAACCACAGAAUUCUGAUGAGAACAGAACAUCAACCACAGAAAAUGGCGUCUCUCAAAGAGGGGCUGUGCUUUUGGAGAAGAACAUCAAAUCAGAACCAGAAGAUCCAAGAUAG
Chanos chanos (milkfish) is the source of this 1473-nucleotide messenger RNA. RefSeq names its product NGFI-A-binding protein 1-like. The record is from RefSeq and is a predicted model, not a curated record. Gene Ontology annotation, cellular component: nucleus. Lineage: Eukaryota; Metazoa; Chordata; Actinopteri; Gonorynchiformes; Chanidae. Gene Ontology annotation, molecular function: transcription coregulator activity; transcription factor binding. Gene Ontology annotation, biological process: negative regulation of DNA-templated transcription. The coding region runs from base 1 to 1473 and encodes 490 amino acids. The transcript is spliced from 7 exons.